CUUCAACGCUCUUUCCAUUUAAGUCACACAAGACGUUUUGGUGCUGCCACACACAGAAAUAUGGUUUGAACACGUAUCAAUUUAUACAAGUUAACAUUUUUUGAAUUCAUUAUGGAAUGCCAAUCACCAGCUUCCUUGCUUUUUCUUAUUCCUUUACUCUUCUUGUUGUUACUUCGGCUCGCAAAGCCAAAAAAUAGAGCUAAGAUCCAAAUCCCAGGGCCAUGGAAGCUUCCUGUGUUGGGAAACCUUCAUCAGUUAGCAGCAGCAAGCUCGUCACUUCAACACCAUGCUCUUCAUGAACUAUCCCUGAAACACGGACCUCUCAUGCACCUUCAACUGGGUGAACUUUCUACAGUGAUAAUAUCAUCCCCUGACAUGGCCAAAGAGAUCAUGAAGACCCAUGAUCUUGCCUUCGCGCAGAGGCCAUGUACUUCUAGUGCUAAGAUUGUUUCUUAUGGAUCAGCAGAUAUUGCUUUUGCUCCGUACGGCAAUUAUUGGAGACAGAUGAGGAAAAUAUCUACUCUAAAGCUCUUAAGUUCCCAGAAGGUUCAGUCAUUCUCCCAUGUACGACAAGAUGAGGUAUCUAAGCUCAUGGAGUCAGUUCAAUCGUCAAUAGGUUCGGUAUUCGAUCUCACGAGCAAGAUUUACUAUUUGACUAGUUCUAUAGUUUUGAGGGUAGUGAUUGGCGACAAUCCUAAAGAUGGUGUAGAACUCGUUCAGUUGCUCCAUGCCGUAUCGAAACACUUGGGUGAGUUUCACUUUGCUGAUUUGUUUCCUUCAAAUAAGCUUAUCUGUCUCAUGACUGGAACGGAAGCAAGGUUGGGGAAGAUUCAUGAGAAAGUAGACAAGAUUUUAGAAGAUAUUCUCCAGGAGAAUCUAAGGAAGCUUAUGAAAUCAGAAGGAGGCGAUGAUUGUAAUUUGGCAGAAGAAAAUCUGCUUCAAGUUCUUUUGGGGAUCCAGAGAAGUGAAAGCCUUGAUGUCCCACUUACAACCACAAACGUUAAGGCUGUUAUAUGGGAUAUGUUUAGUGGUGGAACCGAUACUUCAGCGUCACUAUUAGAGUGGGCUAUGUCAGAAAUGAUGAGAAAUCCAAGAGUGAUGGAAAAGGCACAAAAUGAGGUUAGAAAUGCUUUUAAGGGAAAGAAAGUAAUUGAUGAUAAUAGUGAAAUGUCACAACUGAGUUACUUAAAAUCAGUAAUAAAAGAAACAUUGAGGUUACACCCGCCAGUUCCAUUGUUGCUCCCAAGAGAAUGCAGAGAAACUUGUGAGAUUAAGGGAUAUGAAAUACCCAUCCAAACUCAAGUAAUAAUAAAUGCAUGGGCACUCGGAAGAGAUCCGAAUUACUGGUAUGAUGCUGAGAGUUUCAUACCAGAGAGGUUCCAAUCAGGCAAGUCUGAUAUUGACUUCAAAGGAACAAACUUUGAGUUCAUCCCUUUUGGAGCAGGAAGGAGAAUGUGUCCAGGGAUUUUAUUUGGUUUGGCAAGUAUUGAGCUUCCUCUAGCUAGCAUGCUGUACCACUUUGAUUGGGAACUCCCAAAUGGAAUGGAACCAAAAGAUUUAGACAUGACGGAAACCGUUGGUCUUGCAGCUAGAAGGAAGAGCAAUCUGUGUUUGAUUCCCACACCAUACAAAAAUUGCUACUCUUCUUGACUGAAGUAUACCCACCUUACGUUUCUAUCUAUCUGUUUAUUUACUUGUACAAUUAAAUUUCAUGAUGUAUUUUCGAACUUUUGUUAUUUGACUAUAAUUUAAGGCUUUAUUAAGACGACUGUGAUUUCUGUAAAUUGCUGCGUGAUAAAAUAGCAUAUAUGAUUGUUGUAUUUGUGUGUUGUUUGUUUUGAA
Neltuma alba is the source of this 1842-nucleotide messenger RNA. RefSeq names its product cytochrome P450 71D8-like. The record is from RefSeq and is a predicted model, not a curated record. The transcript has 3 exons. Bases 112 to 1650 code for a protein of 512 amino acids. Lineage: Eukaryota; Viridiplantae; Streptophyta; Magnoliopsida; Fabales; Fabaceae. Gene Ontology annotation, molecular function: monooxygenase activity; heme binding; iron ion binding.